AUGGAAGAAGCUGUCACCAAGAAGUUUGUGCAUGAAGAUAGCAGUCAUAUCAUUGCCCUGUGCGGUAUGGUAGAAAUUUGCCUUCUCCACAUGCUCAAGCGUCGGGCAUCCGGCUUCUUGCGGACAGACAAGAUCGCUGCGCUUUUCACCAAGGUUGGCAAGACCUAUGACGUGGCCAGUGACAUAUGCAGGAAAGUGCAGGAGUUGUUGCAACAGGCUGAAGGCAGAUCACCUGUAAGCAACGGGGAGAAUGUAGGCAGGUGGUUCGCCUUUCCGACUGUGUUUCCAUCUCUGUUCAGGUCACUAGUUUAUAUUAAAAAAUACCAGCCAGCUGGCCAAGAAUCCCUUAAGCGGCAAGCUUCAACCACAAACAAGCCCUCUUCUUUGUCCCCACAAGCCAUCAAGCACAUUUGGGUGCGCACCGCCCUGAUCGAGAGAGUGCUUGAUAAAAUUGUGCAGUACCUUGUGGAUAACAAUAGCAAAUAUUAUGAGAAAGAGGCAUUAUUGGCCGAUCCAGUAUGUGGACCCAUCUUGGCCUGUCUUCUAGUUGGGCCUUGUGCCCUGGAUUACACCAAGCUGAAAACGGCUGACCACUUCUGGACAGACCCCUCAGCAGAUGAGUUGGUCCAGAGGCAUCGGAUUCAUGGAACCCACAGUCGCCAAGACUCUCCUUCUAAACGGCCAGCCCUAGGAAUCAGGAAGCGUCACUCAAGUGGAAGCACGUCGGAAGACCGCUUUGCAGCUUCGGCCAGGGAUUAUGUGGAGUCGUUGCAUCAGAACUCACGGACACAUUUAUUGUAUGGGAAGAACAAUGUGCUGGUUCAGCCGAAAGAUGACAUGGAGGCCAUUCCAGGAUAUCUAUCUCUUCAUCAGUCUUCUGAUUCUUUAACUCUGAAAUGGACACCAAAUCAGCUCAUGAACGGGAACCUGGGCGAUUCGGAACUGGAGAAAAGCAUCUACUGGGACUAUGCCUUGAUAGUACCGUUCAGCCAAAUUGUCUGCAUCCAUUGCCAUCAACAACCUGACCAAGGUGGGACUUUGGUGCUGGUGAGUCAGGAUGGUAUCCAGAGGCCCCCACUCCAUUUUCCACCUGGUGGACAUCUCCUGGCCUUCCUAUCUUGCCUUGAGAAUGGCCUCCUGCCCCGUGGACAGCUGGAGCCCCCAUUGUGGUCCCAACAGGGAAAGGGCAAAGUUUUUCCAAAGCUCCGGAAACGGAACAGCCACAGCCGGUCGAUGGACAUGGAGGAACUGCCGUCAGUCAUGGAGACAGCUACAGAUUAUGUCUUCAGGAUUAUUUACCCAGGCCACAGACACGAGAACAUAACUAUUAACUACCACCACUUAGCUGCCAGCCGCUCUGCCUCCGUUGAUGAUGACGAGGAGGAGGAAGACAAGCUGCACGCAAUGCUAUCCAUGAUCUGCAAUCGGAACCUCACAGAUUCUAAAAGGAUGAAAGAUAUUAAUGACAUCACUGAGAUGCAAGGAUAUGGUGCCGGCUUCUUUUCAUGGCAACUGGACCACUACAGGCAAGGUUCCUUAUGUCUCUCAUGCUCCACGGGUGGCUCUCCAUACAACCUGCCCAGCUGCUGCACUUGUAUCCAUGACAGGACCCCUCUAAAACUGUUGUGUGAAAGUAUGAAGAGGCAGAUUGUUUCCAGAGCCUUCUAUGGAUGGCUCGCUUACUGCCGUCACCUGUCCACUGUCCGGACUCACUUGUCUGCCUUGGUGAACCAUUCCAUCAUCCCACCAGAUAAACCCACAAGUGCUGCAGAGGGACUGACCAAAGAGGUCUGGAGCAAGUACCAGAAGGAUAAGAAGAAUUACAAGGAAUUGGAGCUGCUCAGACGGGUCUACUACGGUGGGGUGCAACAUGAAAUUCGGAAGGAGGUGUGGCCGUUCUUGCUGGGACACUACAAGUUUGGCAUGAGCAAGAAGGAAAUGGAACUGGUGGACGAGGACAUUGUACGCCGGUACCAGAAGGUGAUGAGUGAGUGGAAAGCCUGCGAGGUGGUGGUGAAGCUUCGGGAGAAAGAAUCUCAGACGGCCACUAAGUUUUCCUCCGGGAGCAGCAUAGAUAGUCACGUGCAAAGGCUGAUCCACAGGGACUCCACCAUCAGCAAUGAUGUGUUUAUUUCUGUGGAUGAAAUGGACUCCGUAGAGAGAGAGCUGAAGGCCCACGAAGAACGGUCUUUAACCAGGGCUUGCCUAGAUGCACCAACAGUAGUGGUGGCAGUUGACCAACAACAGUCAGUAGAAUUUGACUCUCCUGACUCUGGGCUCCCUUCUUCUCGGAAUUACUCAGUCACAUCAGGCAUCCUCUCCAGCAUCGAUGAUGGGCAGAGCAUCUGCUUUGAGGAUGGGACCGAAGAGGAAACUGGCCCGGAGCUGCAGAAACCGGAUUUGGAUCAUGUUUCACCAAUCAAGGGCUUGGCUCCUUCGGGCUGUGCAAUGGAGGAACAGCUGUGUUCCCAAACGGACUCUAAAACAGCUGCAGAAGAGACCAUCUCUGUGUGCUCUGCUGCUUAUACGAUAGAAAUGCUGGACACUGUUGCCUUAAACUUACAUAGAAUUGACAAAGAUGUUCAGAGGUGUGAUAGAAAUUAUUGGUAUUUCACUGCUGAGAAUCUGGAGAAGCUUCGAAAUAUUAUGUGCAG
This is a messenger RNA of Protobothrops mucrosquamatus (brown spotted pit viper), 2654 nucleotides long. Its product is annotated as small G protein signaling modulator 2. NCBI's taxonomy places the organism in Eukaryota, Metazoa, Chordata, Lepidosauria, Squamata, Viperidae. The annotation marks the transcript as partial. Gene Ontology annotation, molecular function: GTPase activator activity. The record is from RefSeq and is a predicted model, not a curated record. The transcript has 19 exons.